CUUCUGUCUGAUUUCAUGAGUGAAUGACACACCAUGCAUUUUCACUAGUACAGGAUAAUAAAUGGUAUUUUUACCAUAAGUGCCGACACACUGGUGGCAGAAUUAGUGCUACGGUAGAGUAGCAGCAUGGCUAACCAAAACACAAUGGAAACUCACAGACUGGUAAUGUGUAGCGUGACCACCCCCACCCCCCAACCGACACAUCCCAUGCAUCAAAACAGAGCAGGGAGUUGUGUUUUUGCCAGAAUAAAUGGGCGUUCAGACUGAUCCUGUAAACAAGGUCAACAAAAGACUCUUUUUCCCAUGACAUAAUUGGUCAAGCGUUUGAUGGAUGAUGUCACCAUCUGGUGCGAUGCGUGAGGUUCAAAAUAGCCUCACACAGCUUCUACUAGAAGCUAAUGCAUAGUUCACUGAAGACCAACACUGGUCUUCAGUACCUUAUGAGACUCAGAUCUGUUGAAUAAAAACAGUGUAAAGAUCUCACAAUAUAAUAACUCCCAUGUCUUUAUUGCUUGGUUACUCAUGCAUUCUGCUUGUCAGUCCUGAUUUGUUCCAUGAUGUUGUAUUUCUUCCACAGGUUUCUGAAGGUGGAUACUUGAAUAUAGUGCAGGAUGCAGCAGCUCCACUUUCCUGUUCAGAGGGCUUUACAGAACUGGGCUACUAUAAUGGCUCAGUUUCCCAUACGGACUCAGGCUCUCCCUGCCUGAAGUGGACAGACUUCCCGUACUACAUACAGCAGUAUCCUGGCCGAGGCCUGGGAGGCCACAACUUCUGCCGAAACCCAGACCAAGAGGCCAACCCUUGGUGCUUCUUCAGGCGGAAAUCCGGGGCGAUCAGUUGGGCCUACUGCGACUGCCAUCAGGGUGCAGCCAGAUUGGUGGGGGGGUCAUCAGGCAACAGUGGACGUUUGGAGGUCUACCUGAAUGGCCAGUGGGGGGCAGUAUGUGACACACACUGGACCGAUCGAGAUGCCACUGUCAUAUGCAGACAGCUCGGACUGGGUGAGAUUGGUACAGCCCUGCAGCAUUCCUACUUCGGCCCCAGAUCUGUCUUCCACUAUGAACGUCUGGGUUGCCGUGGCAAUGAGAAUUCCCUACUGGAGUGCUGGAGCAGAAAGUUUGCCACCACUGAUUGCAGCCAUGGCAAUGAAGCAGGGGUGCUUUGUGCUGAACCUGAAGGCACUGACAUGCCUUUGAGACUGGUGGGAGGCCUGGAGGAUUUUGAAGGCCGUGUCGAGGUGUACCAUAAUGGCAGAUGGGGAACCAUUUGCAAUAACAAGUGGGAUGACACUGAUGCUGAGGUGGUGUGCCGACAGCUCGGCUUGGGGGGUGUGGCCAAGGCAUUGACAUGGGCCCACUUUGGCCAGGGUUUUGGCCCCAUCUUGCUGGAUGGAGUUCAGUGUACAGGCAAUGAACUCUCUCUGGCGGAGUGUCCUCAUAAUAACUGGGAGCAACACAACUGUGACCACAUGGAAGAUGCUGGGGUGUCCUGCAACCCAUACACAGAUGGUGCAGUCCGACUGGUGGGAGCGGAUAGUCACUGGGAAGGUCGCCUGGAGAUUUACCACCAGGGAGAAUGGGGCACUGUGUGUGAUGACAGCUGGACUGAGCUCAAUGCCCAGGUAGUGUGUAGACAGCUGGGCUUCAGGGGCCAAGUAGAGGUGCCUGCUGAGGUGGUGUAUGAAGAAGGCCAGGGGCGGAUCCUGCUGGAUGAGGUGCAGUGUCAAGGAACAGAGGCCAGGUUACUAGCCUGCACCCACUCUGAGUGGGGCCGACAUGACUGCUCCCACAGCGAAGAUGUCAGUGUCCGCUGUGAGAUGAGAAGUGAUACCAACGGGAUGCUGGACCUGCUGCCUCCUGGUGGCAAGUACACAUGUUGGUGGCUACUGAAGAAGCAUAUAGUCAUUACUCCUGCUUAUGAGAUCAGUGUGCAUUUCCCUGGCCCUCUGGUGCGUUUGGCUGGUGGUGAGAGCAGGAAGGAGGGUAGAGUGGAGAUCUUCAUUAAUGGCCAGUGGGGAACCGUGUGUGAUGAUGGCUGGAGUGAUGUCAAUGCAGCUGUAGUUUGCAAACAGCUGGGAUUCACUGGCACGGCUAAAGCUCGAUCCAUGGCAUACUUUGGUGAGGGUCGAGGUCCCAUCCACAUGGACAAUGUUCGAUGCUUGGGUACCGAGACGUCUUUAGGCCAGUGUCCGGCUGAGGGCCAAGAUGGACAUGACUGUCACCACAGUGAGGAUGCAGGUGCCAUCUGUGAUUACACCCUGGAUUCUGUGGGAGAUGGUGCCAAAACAAUGCAGACCUGUGGUCUGAGACUCAAUAACCAGCAUCGUCGACGCAGGAUCAUAGGGGGAGAUAAGUCCCUGAGGGGUGAGUGGCCCUGGCAGGUGUCUCUGUGGCUCAGGUUUCAGUCUAAAGGCAGCCAUCCUCUGUGUGGAGCUUCACUCAUCAACCCCUGCUGGAUUGUGACUGCUGCCCACUGUUUCAAGAGGUUUGGCAGAGACCCAACCCGCUAUAUGUUGCGCCUGGGUGACUACCACACUGAGGAGCAGGAUGACUUUGAACGCACCUUGUCUCCUGAAUGCAUCAUCAUACAUAAAAAGUACCAUAGUCAGGGCUGGGAGUAUGACAUCGCCCUGCUGCGGCUCAAAGGCACAGAAGGCAGCUGUGUGGCAUCCAACCCUCACACCGGUGCAGUAUGUCUGCCAGAGUCAGGUAACAAGUGGGAGAAGAGACCUGCUUCCUGUGUGAUCACUGGCUGGGGCAUUACAGACUCAGAGUACUCCCGAACUCUGCUCCAGGCCUGGGUGCCCCUGCUUCCAGCCUGGAAGUGUAAGAAGCGAUACGGUGAUCGCUUCACCAGCCGCAUGCUGUGCGCUGGAAGCCUGUCGGUGCGCCACCGUGUGGACAGUUGCCAAGGUGACAGUGGGGGUCCACUGGUCUGCCAGGGAGAGGGGGGACGUUGGGUGCUGACAGGGGUCAUCUCAUGGGGUCAUGGCUGUGGUAAUCCCUCAUUCCCUGGGGUAUACACGCGUGUUAGCAGGUUCCUGCGAUGGAUUGACAAGGUCAUCAACAAACCCUACAAGAACUAAAGAUGGGGAAAACACUUCCCAACACUGAUUACCCAGUGUUACUACAUGGCUUCAAGGCUUGUAGCAGGAGAUGUUUAUUGGUAGAAUUAAGCAUGCUGGCCAUUGCUUCUGUGUUGUGCCACCUGACCACCUACACUGAGCUUUUCAGAACAUUGGUUUCUUUUCCCACAUCACUUCAGACAACAUGUACAUGACAUUGUAUGUACUUAAUGCCAAAUUUCCUUAUAGUAAGGGACACUUGUGCUGUGCCCAGCUCUCAU
Messenger RNA from Monopterus albus (swamp eel), 3345 nucleotides. Its product is annotated as neurotrypsin. The transcript has 13 exons. Gene Ontology annotation, cellular component: membrane. Gene Ontology annotation, molecular function: serine-type endopeptidase activity. Lineage: Eukaryota; Metazoa; Chordata; Actinopteri; Synbranchiformes; Synbranchidae. The record is from RefSeq and is a predicted model, not a curated record. Bases 500 to 3085 code for a protein of 861 amino acids. Gene Ontology annotation, biological process: proteolysis.